AUGUCAGACUCUACGAAGGACUGCGUGAUCGAGGUUGGCGAGGUCGCCUCGCCUGCGGUUAACGAGAAGUCAACCCAGAAGAACAGUUUCAGCGCUUCUGCGACCGUCGGACAGACAUCGUCGUUCAUCUCAGAGUGGACGCCUUUCGGUCUGGUCGCCUCCUACUACAUCUUCUCGGUAUGCCUGUACAUGUACUGCAGCAACAGCUUGAUUGCCAUCUUCUGGUUCAUCUACAUGUGCACCAACUUCUACAUCGCCGGUACAACUGUUCUGGAAGCUUUCUUCAGCAUCACUCCCUGCCGUGAGGCAAGAGCCAUCGUCACACAGGCGCAGGAGAAGGAGUGGCUAUUCCCCACGCCACAUCACAAGCUACCAAUCAUCGAUCUCCUCAUCGUCGCCUACCUACCGAACGAGCAGGAUAUCAUCAUGGAUCGUGCUCUUUAUGCGCUUGAGCAGAUUGACUACCCUUCUGAGAGGAUACGCAUCAACAUUCUCUACAACACCCCCAAAGCAAUCGAACCAUUGGAGAGCGAGCUGAACCAACUUCCGUCUCGCUUUCCACACGCAAGGGUUAUCAAGGUGCCCAACUCCACUUCCAAGGCCGACAAUCUCAACUACUUCUUCACGCUGGACACUGGAUCGGACAUCAUCGCCAUCUACGAUUGCGACCAUUACCCUCAUCCGAACUCACCCAGAUGGGCUGCCGAACGGUUCGUUGCCGAGAAGGAUGUCGACAUCGUUCAGGGCCGCUGCAUUGUUUUCAACUCCGACGAUAGUUUCAUGACCAACAUGAUCGCAGUCGAGUUUGACAAGAUCUACGCCGUCUCUCAUCCUGGUCGCUCUACCAUGUGGGGUUUUGGCCUUUUCUGUGGUUCCAAUGGUUACUGGCGCACUUCGCUACUUCGCGAUUUGAAGAUGGACGACACAAUGCUUACCGAGGAUAUCGACUCCGCUCUCCGCGCCUUCUCCAAAGGUGCCAAGACUGUCCAUGAUCUUAACGUUACUUCGUACGAGCUGGCCCCAACAACGUUCGGUGCAUUCUGGAAGCAACGUCUGCGGUGGGCACAGGGUUGGGCUCAAGCGAGUAUGCGCCACAUGAAGAUGGUCUGGAACGGUGUCAAGGAUCCACUGCAUGAGGAGCACGCCAAACGAAGCUUCACUGCACGCUUCGGUGUACUCUCAUUACUACUCAUCCGCGAAUCCUCGUAUUACCUUGUCACUCAGUACACGUGCCUCGUCGCAUCAUUCGUUAUCGUUAAAUUCCCAACGACCGGGGACGAGCUGUGGAAGCUGGUCUAUUUCCAGUACCCUGUAUCACAGUGGCUUUUCAUUAUCAGUAUCAUCUGCUUGAUUGCUACACUUUGGAUCACCAAUCAGGUCAAGUCUGAGUACAUCUCCAGGAGAAUGAUCAUUCUCUUCUCGGUUCUGUACCCCUUCUACCUUAUUCUCAACGCCACGAUCGGUCUGUAUGGUCACGCUCGUCAGCUUGUCAACUACAGCUCCUGGAACCCAACAGCCAGGAAGUAA
This is a messenger RNA of Alternaria atra, 1527 nucleotides long. RefSeq lists its product as uncharacterized. Bases 1 to 1527 code for a protein of 508 amino acids. The transcript is spliced from 2 exons. NCBI's taxonomy places the organism in Eukaryota, Fungi, Ascomycota, Dothideomycetes, Pleosporales, Pleosporaceae. The record is from RefSeq and is a predicted model, not a curated record. Gene Ontology annotation, biological process: proteolysis. Gene Ontology annotation, molecular function: aspartic-type endopeptidase activity.